Tetrahymena thermophila SB210 is the source of this 225-nucleotide messenger RNA. RefSeq lists its product as hypothetical. NCBI's taxonomy places the organism in Eukaryota, Ciliophora, Oligohymenophorea, Hymenostomatida, Tetrahymenidae. The record is from RefSeq and is a predicted model, not a curated record. The transcript has a single exon.
AUGAACAAAUAAAUCUUCUGCAUACUUUUACUUGCAUUACUCUGUUUAAGUGCAGCUCAAAAUUUGAGAAAUCUCUAAACAGAUGGAAAUGAAACUAAAACAGAAAAAAAAAUAUGUAAUCCAGUAACUGGAGAAUGCUGCAUACCUAGCGAAUCUGAUUGUAGUUGUUGGUUUUACCUCUUGGUUGAUAAUGAAUUUAAAGCAUUUUAUAUGUGUGAUGACUGA